Messenger RNA from Cryptomeria japonica (Japanese cedar), 486 nucleotides. Its product is annotated as SKP1-like protein 1B. Gene Ontology annotation, cellular component: cytoplasm; nucleus. The coding region runs from base 1 to 486 and encodes 161 amino acids. The record is from RefSeq and is a predicted model, not a curated record. The transcript has 2 exons. Gene Ontology annotation, biological process: SCF-dependent proteasomal ubiquitin-dependent protein catabolic process. Gene Ontology annotation, molecular function: cullin family protein binding. NCBI's taxonomy places the organism in Eukaryota, Viridiplantae, Streptophyta, Pinopsida, Cupressales, Cupressaceae.
AUGGAAGGCAAGGUGAUUUUAAGGAGCUCAGACAAUGAUGUAUUCGAAAUAGACGAGGUUGUGGCCAUGGAGUCGGAAGUGAUAAAGCGUUUGAUAGAGCAUACAGAGGACAAAUCAGUUAUACCACUGAAAUAUGUUUCCAGUAAAAUAUUGGCCUUGGUAAUCGAAUUCUGCAAACAUCACAUAGACGCUCAAAAUUCAGGCGAAUCGACUGAAGCUGUGAAGAAAUGGGAUGAAGAGUUUGUAGCUCUUGAUUGGGAAACCCUUCUCGAAUUGAGAAGUGUUGCUCAUUAUCUCAUAAUAAAGGAUCUUUUUCGAUUAACAUGUAAAACUAUACUUGAGUAUCCAACGCUUGACCAAUUAUUUCACACAGAUCCAAAUCGUCCUAGGAAGAGAAGGAAGCAACGAAAAGGAGACUUCGAUUAUGUCCUUUCCUUGAUCAGACAUGUUCAAGAAAGAGUAGGAAACGAAGAAAAGGAGACUUAA